Acanthamoeba castellanii str. Neff is the source of this 1161-nucleotide messenger RNA. Its product is annotated as acylCoA dehydrogenase family protein. NCBI's taxonomy places the organism in Eukaryota, Discosea, Longamoebia, Acanthamoebidae. The record is from RefSeq and is a predicted model, not a curated record. The transcript has 11 exons. Bases 1 to 1161 code for a protein of 386 amino acids. Gene Ontology annotation, molecular function: oxidoreductase activity, acting on the CH-CH group of donors; flavin adenine dinucleotide binding.
AUGGAGGCGCACGUGUACCCCAACGAGCACAAGAUCCACGAGGAGAUGAACCAGCCGCGCCUACCAUGGACGCCCAGCCCCACUCUCGAAGCCAUCAAACAAAAGGCCAAGAGCGAGGGGUUGUGGAACCUGUUCUUGCCAGAGUCCCAGUACGGUGCGGGCCUGACCAACCUCGAGUACGCCCCGCUGUGCGAGAUCAUGGGGCGCAGCUUCUUCGCGCCCGAGGUCUUCAACUGCAGCGCGCCAGACACGGGAAACAUGGAAGUGCUGGUGAGGUAUGGCUCGGCUGAGCAGAAACAGAGAUGGCUGGUGCCGCUCCUGAAUGGUGAGAUCCGCAGCGGCUUCGCUAUGACCGAGCCUGAUACGGCUUCAUCGGACGCCACCAACAUCUCGACGCUGAUCAAGAGGGACGGAGAUUCCUACGUGAUCAACGGCAAGAAGUGGUGGACUUCUGGCGCUGGCGAUCCCCGCUGCAAGCUCUUGAUUGUGAUGGGCAAGACCGACACCUCGGCGCCCACGCACCAGCAGCAAUCAAUGAUUGUCGUGCCUAUGGACACUCCAGGUGUCAAGGUUCAGCGUUUCCUUCCGGUGUACGGCUACAACGAUGCCCCGCACGGCCACAUGGAAAUCCACUACGAGAACGUGCGCGUGCCUGCUAGCAACAUCCUGCUGGGCGAGGGCCGCGGAUUUGAAAUCGCCCAGGGGCGGCUCGGCCCUGGCCGCAUUCACCACUGCAUGCGAACGAUCGGCAUGGCGGAGCGCUGCUUGGAGCUGAUGGUGGCCAGAGUCACCUCGCGCACUGCCUUCGGUAAGCUGCUGGCGCAACAGGGAUCCAUUCUGCAAGACAUCGCCCUCUCUCGCACCGAAAUCGAGCAGUCCCGCCUGUUGACCCUCAAGGCCGCCCACAUGAUGGACACGGUGGGCAACAAGGCAGCCAGGGACUACAUUGCGAUGAUCAAGGUGGUGGCCCCGAGCAUGGCUCUCCGCGUGAUCGAUCGCGCUGUGCAGGCCCACGGCGCUGCCGGCGUCAGCGAGGACUUCAUUCUGGCGCGGGCCUGGGCCAAUAUUCGUACCCUUCGCAUAGCCGAUGGACCGGAUGAAGUGCACCUGCGCACGAUCGGGCAGCUGGAGCUGAAGAAGAAGGGCAAGGCCAGGUUGUAG